Naegleria gruberi is the source of this 1818-nucleotide messenger RNA. RefSeq names its product RhoGEF domain-containing protein. The transcript has a single exon. Gene Ontology annotation, molecular function: guanyl-nucleotide exchange factor activity. NCBI's taxonomy places the organism in Eukaryota, Heterolobosea, Eutetramitea, Acrasida, Naegleriidae. The coding region runs from base 1 to 1818 and encodes 605 amino acids. The record is from RefSeq and is a predicted model, not a curated record.
AUGAAGGCACUGCCAACACCACCAGGACACUAUCAUCAACAUCUUCCAUCAGUGGAAUCUACAAAGGAAUCGAGGGAUGCUCAUAUUCAACAACAAGAACAAAUAUGCAACUUUCAAAAAGGUUUUAAUAAUAAGGAGAGCGAAGUUUCUUCCCACUCAGAGAUCAAUGUUUUGAUUGAGGAAUAUCAACAUAAUCAGGGGUCUACUAAUGAAGACUCUUAUGAACAGUUAAGCUCACCUUCUACAACUUCACAAACGACUGAUGAAGUUCUUCCUUCUCCUCAAAUACCAACUCGACCAAUUCCCAUUAUUCCAGAUCCAAUUCCACUUAUUGUUAUUGAUCACGUUGAUCCUCCUUCAGAAAAGAGCAAUAAGAAAGAAGAGCCAUUUCAGAUUCCAUUUCCACAAUUUCAAAUUCUUCCCAACUCGUUGGUAACUGAAGGUUAUUCCACUUCUCAUAUGAAUACUCCACAAAAUAUUAAUCCAAUGUUGUUAAGUGCAAGUCAAUUAGAAGUUGUUUCUAAUGUCGAUUAUGAAAUGUAUUCACAGGAUGAAUUUAGUGAAUAUGAUGAUCAGUCAGCUGGGGUUCUAGAUAUGAGUAAUUUGGAGCCUCAAGAUGAAGAUGAUACAGGAUUAUCUUCAAGAACUGUGAGUCCUCCAGAGUGGAAUCUUGAUCAGAUAGAUGAUUUCGACGAAGAAGAAUUCUACAUGGAUGAAGAAUAUGCCAUCAUUGAUAAAUUGGAUAGUUCAAUAUUCGAAAUUGAGGAAAAGAAUAACUUGGAAAUUGAUUAUAAGAGAAUCAGAUUGAUAAAGGAAUUGAAAAAGACAGAAAUUAAUUAUCUGAAAACACUAUCCACUUUUCAAAUUUACUAUAUUAAUCCACUGAAGGAAAUGAAACAAAGUAUUGUCCCUAAGGACUUUCUUCAAAAAGCCAUCGGUGAAAUGGGUAUAAUUUAUAGAGUCAAUAAGAUGUUCUAUGACAAGUUAGAUCACAUUAUUGACAUUCCAGAAACUGAUGAAGACAGUGUACUUUACGAGUAUUGUAAAAAUAGAACAAAUAAUAAUAUGGAAAUUGAGCUAGCAAAAGAAAUUUCCAAGUUUGGCCAUACAUUGAAACUCUACAUUGGUUACAUUACAAAAUAUAAGAGUUCAAUAGAACAAUUAAAUAUCGAGAAGAAGAAGAACAAAAAGUUUGAAAGAUACUUACAAGAAGCAUUUCUUAAUAUUGCAAAGGAUGGAUUGAUUCCUUCACCUCCAAGUUCUUACUUGAUUGCUCCAAUUCAAAGAAUUCCAAGAUAUCAAUUACUACUUUCAGAAAUUGUUAAAUGCUCCAAACAUUUACCAGAAGUUCAUGAAUUAUUGGCUAAGGCAACUGGAGGAGUUGUAAGUGUUGCCGAGUAUUGCAAUGAGAAGGAGAGAGAAAUUCAGAAUAUGACCAAGAUGCACAUCUUAUCAAAGAAGUUGAGAAAUAAGAUGAUUAUUCAUCCUUCAAGAAAGUUCCUUUCUGAGGCUCUUUUUGAUUUUAAAAAGAAGGGAAGAAGUGGAACUGUAACUUUGUAUCUAUUUUCUGAUAUUCUUUUGGUUGUUGAGAGGGGAAUUGUUCAGAAGUCUAAAAUGAUUCCAUUCAAUGCUGAGAAUUUACUCAAAUUUGAAGAUCAUGGAAUAUACAAAUUUUUAAAGCAGGGUGAAAAUAAGAUUUACACACUCACUCCUAAGAAUGGUGAUAAGGCACAAAAGGAAUUCUUUGAGGCAUUCUCAAAUAUGUUAACUAACAUGUUAAAUAGUGCUACUACCCCUACUACUAGUGAAGUAAAAUAA